This is a messenger RNA of Aspergillus sclerotioniger CBS 115572, 1110 nucleotides long. Its product is annotated as putative carbonyl reductase. The record is from RefSeq and is a predicted model, not a curated record. The coding region runs from base 23 to 1009 and encodes 328 amino acids. NCBI's taxonomy places the organism in Eukaryota, Fungi, Ascomycota, Eurotiomycetes, Eurotiales, Aspergillaceae. The transcript has 3 exons.
CUUUCUUUUCUAUCCUCCGAUUAUGGGUCAGCCAGUCAUUCCACCAAAUCCGCCGAGAACAAGCCUGGAGGGCAAGACAUGCCUUAUCACUGGUGCAAAUACCGGAAUUGGAUUCGAGACCGCUCGCCAGAUGCUGACACUCAAAGCCUCCCGUGUCAUCAUCACUGCUAGGGACAAGUCCAAGGGCCAGCAUGCCGUCGCUGCACUUUGUCAGGAUCCCGAGGUAGUUGCAGCUAACCCGUCAGCCCGCAUUGAGAUGUUCCACCUAGACCUCGACGACUACCACUCGGGAUUGGCACUAUGUGAUCAAGUUAAAAGAGAGGUCCCUGACCUGGAUGUGCUCUUGUGCAAUGGUGGUAUGAAUAUAAUGAGCUAUCAGGAAAGCAAAAACGGCCAUGAGCAGGUGAUGCAAGUCAACUGCUAUACCCAUUUCCUAAUAGUCCUGGAGCUGCUCCCACUCCUGCAAGCCACAGCAGUGAAGCGCAAAAGUCCAUCACGGGUGACAUUUGUCGGCUCCGGAACUCAGUAUCACCAUACAUUGACCAAAGCCCCCCUCGCAGACAAUGAAAAUGUUCUAAGCCACUAUGACGACACGAAGAUCUACCAUGGCCUCCAGCGCUAUUCCGAUAGCAAACUUGUUGUGAACGCUUUCAUCCGCCGUCUAGCCAGGAUUGUUUCGGACUCCGAAGUCAUCGUCAACAACUUCUGUCCUGGUCUCGUCGAAACGACAGGUUUCGAUCGGGGGAUUCCCCGCUGGCUGAAAAUAAUUAUGUACGUCUACCGUGGGACGUCAUCCCGGCCUUUGAAGCAUGCGGGUUGGACAGCUAUCUAUGCAACGGCCGUCAGUGGACGUGAGAGUCAUGGUAAAUUCAUGCAAAGCAACAAGAUUGAUCCGGGACCGCCGUUUCUGAAUCAACCUGCAGGGAAUGACUUUCUUGAACGCCUGUGGACAGACUUUGUGGCGGAUGUGGCUCCUUUGGACCCGAAGUUGAAACCAUUUGCUCAUUGAAAACGGUUCAUGUCUUCGCUUAGACUCCUUUUAUUUCCUUCUUGAAUCACCAUAAUGCACAAGCUUCAUAAUUCUCCAAUGAGCAUAAUCUGUUAUUUGCG